This is a messenger RNA of Coffea eugenioides, 3712 nucleotides long. RefSeq lists its product as uncharacterized. The transcript is spliced from 11 exons. Bases 314 to 3457 code for a protein of 1047 amino acids. NCBI's taxonomy places the organism in Eukaryota, Viridiplantae, Streptophyta, Magnoliopsida, Gentianales, Rubiaceae. The record is from RefSeq and is a predicted model, not a curated record.
ACAGCACAGCACAUUGUUAUGGUAAGUGAGUCGUAACGCAUUCACUCACCCACUUUCUGUCUUCUUCUUCUUUCGAUUCUUCUUCUUCUUGUUGUUGUCAGUACCAAUUCCCAAAUUCCCAAGUUGCUUCUUCCAAUCCUCUCUACUUCAGUCCACUGUUCUUUGCUAGCAUUUUCGACGGCGCCGUUUUAGCCUCCGGUUCUCUCCUUAGCGCCAUAAAAAGCUUUGGCCGCCGUGGAGUUCGCCGUGAGUAGUGAUUGUUAGCUGGGUCGAACGGUGUGAAGGAAUCUUAUCGUUAAGGAUAGCUUAUUCUAUGUCGGACGUGGCACCCAUCGAGGAGGCAGUAAGCGCAUUGUUGGAUUGCUUGGUUGAUCCACUGUUACCUUCGAAGCUAUAUGGAAAGGAUCCUCCUUCACUUGACAAUCAGCAGUCUGUUGCUAGACAGAUGCAUGCUGUUGGGCUACUCUACAACUACUAUCAUAGGAAGCAAGAUCCAGAGUUGUGCUUUUUAGAAUUUGUGCCAUUUUGCAAGUUGGCUUUAACUUUAAAGCCAACUCUAAUGCCUCAUAUGAAGUUUACACUCCAAACCGAUCCUGUUGGGUUGAAUGAUCUGGAAAACCAACUUUCAGUGACAGAGAAAGCAGUCAUGGAUGCCUGCAAUAUCUCAUUGUCUUUAGAUGCACUGAAAGACAUUCCAAGCAUAGAAGGAUGGCCGAUUUCAAAAGUUUCAGUGCUGUUGGUCGACUCAGAAAAGGAGAAUUGCGUGCUGCUAUUUGGUUCUGUUACUAAUGGUGUUUGGUCUGUUAUUGAAAAAUCUGUCGAUGACUUCAACAUAGAUUUGGAAAAUACCUCAGAGGGAAAAAGAAUCAGUCAAACAAUGACAGGUGAACAACUCACAGAGUCAUACUUUGAGCAGCUUGCCUCCAUAGCUGUCAAGGAAGCUACAGGCAUUAAUCACUCUGAUCUCAUGGUUUUGGAGAGGCAUGUGGUGUAUUCUUUAAGUAAAGAAAAGACAGCUGCUUAUUUCUACAUUAUGCAAUGCACAAGUGGUGGAGACAUUCAAAUUCCUAUUAAAGAUACUAUUGAGAGUUUGCAGGGCCCCCUGUUUGAAUGGAUGUCUCAUAGCUGGAUGACUACCACAGUGGUUGAGCAUUAUAACGUGCUUCCUUAUGCCAUGAUUCUGUCAAGCUGGUAUUCAAGGGAAUUUCCCUCAAUUAGCUUGCAGAGAUCCAAUGUGAGCAGCAUUCUGAAAAUUGAGGAGAAUUUUGGUGAAAAAUUUUCUGAAAGAGAGCAAGUUACCUCAAAUGGAUUGCAGAAUAUUAGUGUGGAACAGGGAAAUAUAGAGAUCAAUAGCUAUCUAAUGCUGGAAAAUCCCUGUUAUGCAGAAGUUAACAAUGAGGGGCAGUGCAAUGAUGGGAACUGCAACAGUGCAAAGUACCUUGUUAAUGAGAAAGCUGUUACUGAGAAAUCUAAGACGAUGGAUGAAGAUGCUCAAGAAACAGAACAAUCUGAUAAAUCCUGGGACAUCACUCACCCAACUCUAAAACAGUUGGAGAACCUUGUUAAUGAGAAAGCUGUUACUGAGAAAUCUAAGAUGAUGGAUGAAGAUGCUGAAGAAACAGAACAAUCUGAUAAAUCCUGGGACAUCACUCACCCAACUCUAAAACAGUUGGAGAACCUUGUUAAUGAGAAAGCUGUUACUGAGAAAUCUAAGAUGAUGGAUGAAGAUGCUCAAGAAACAGAACAAUCUGAUAAAUCCUGGGAGAUCACUCACCCAACUCUAAAACAGUUGGAGAACCUUGUUAAUGAGAAAGCUGUUACUGAGAAAUCUAAGACGAUGGAUGAAGAUGCUCAAGAAACAGAACAAUCUGAUAAAUCCUGGGACAUCACUCACCCAACUCUAAAACAGUUGGAGAACUGCAUUGAUGCAAAUUGUAGUGGUAAAGACACAAUUAGUGCAGAGAACUCCAAGAGGGCAGAUAAAGAAGUUCAAGAAGCAGAAAAACUGGACGGAAACUGCAAAAAUGCACAAUUUAGAGGUAAUGCGACAGUUGCUACUGACAAAUUUAAGAUGGAGACUGAAGAAGCUCAGGAACUAGAACAAUCAGAUAAAUUCUUGGACAUUAAUCACACAACUGUGAAAGAGUUGGAGAAUUGUAGUGGUGAAGACACAACUGGUACUGACAACUCCAAGAGGGCAGAGACAGAAGAUAAAGAAACAGGAAGCCUUGAUGCAUUAUCGGACAUCAGUCACUCAACUGUGAAAAAGUCAGAAAAUUGUGUUUAUAUAGAUUGUAUAAGUGAAGAGAACAGUGGUAGUGACAAUGCUAAGAGGGUGGAGAAUAAAGUUGAAGGCACUAAAAACUCUGAUACAGGUAAACUCACUCACUCAACUGUCGAAGGGUUGAGAGACUCUAUCAGUGGAAAUUCUAGUGGCAAACAUACAAUUGAUGCAUACAAUAGUAAGGAGAUAAAGAAAGUAAUCAAAGACACAGAAAAGCUUGAUAAAUCUUUGGAUACCAUGAACAAUGAGGAUUCUGAAGAUUCAAAACAGGGUCCUACUAAUGAACUCCAGAUAAGCUGCUUCCUUCCCAGAAAAAGGCAGCAGACGGAUGAUGGUGGAGUUAUAAUGAGAUUUACCAAAAACGGGGACAAGAAUAAGAGUGCAGAUUCACCUAUGCGAGUUUACCAUCACCAGAAAAGGAAGAUUCCUGUAAAGAGUGGUGCAUGUGCUUCUGUAGGUGGAGCUGUCAAUGUGGAGUCAGCUGGUAGCCCAAAAUCAAAUAGAUUUAAUAGUAGAGAAGGAAAGGAUUCUGGAAUUGGCAUCAAUUGGACUCUCCCAUACAAUCUAAAUUGGACUCAAGGGGAAGAUUAUGCACCAGUUUGUCUUGAGCCAAAUGCCAGAAGUGUUGAAACUCAGCAGGCUACACUUGUAACAAAAGACGUAGCACUGGCACAGACUGCUUUGGGACAUUUAUUCAGUAAAAGAGCAAAAAUGUGUCAUCAAGCUCGCCUCAUGCAUGAUGAGAUUGCAGCUUGUGAUCAAAACAUCCAGAAGAUCAUAGAGGGCAAUGAGGAUGCUUUGGCUCUUAUGUUAGAUGCCAUCAUGGAUGGUUGUAAUGAUGCAUGCUUCAAAGAUAAAUAUCAGCAUGAGAGUUAUCAACAUGGUGGCCAUCGUCGCUUAAAUCAACUCAGAACCACAAAGAGGAUAUCAGAUGCCAUCUUUAAUUUGCGGUCUCCUACUCAGGAUUUGAAUGGUAUAUGUGGUGUGAAUGGCUGGAUGGUCAAUUAUUCCGUGUCAGCCCCAGAUGGUGGAUUUUUAGCUAAGGUAACUGUAGAAGGCAUGGAUUUUGAUUCUUCCUGUUUCAGUGAAUUGCUUUCUACUCCUGAAGAAGCUACAGAUUCAGCUGCUGCACUGAUGAUUGCGCAGCUACGAGCAAUGGCAGGCCACACCUAAUAGCCGUUUCAUCAUAGUGAAAUGGUUAUCAAGUUUUAUAUGUAUCUAUCCUAGAUAACUAUUUUAUAUAGGCUUCGGUGCUUCUGGGCUGUCCAAAUUUAGAAUAUCAAAUUUCUCUCUGAAAUUCUGUCCUGUGCAAAACAUUAGACUUUAGGUGUCUUGUUGCUGUGACUAAAUAACCUAUGGUUGUAGGGUAAUCACUAAUCAUUCUAUCAUUUUAUCAAAUCUGACUUAAAUGCAGUUGGGCUUUUCCUA